This is a messenger RNA of Lottia gigantea (owl limpet), 1101 nucleotides long. RefSeq lists its product as hypothetical. NCBI's taxonomy places the organism in Eukaryota, Metazoa, Mollusca, Gastropoda, Lottiidae. The transcript is spliced from 6 exons. Bases 65 to 541 code for a protein of 158 amino acids. Gene Ontology annotation, biological process: endoplasmic reticulum to Golgi vesicle-mediated transport; regulation of GTPase activity. The record is from RefSeq and is a predicted model, not a curated record. Gene Ontology annotation, cellular component: TRAPP complex; trans-Golgi network; cis-Golgi network.
AACAAAUAAUAAAUUUUCUUUCUCCGCCCCUAAAAUCCAUCUGUAAAUUGCAUAUUAAUGGAAAAUGGCUGAUGAAGUAUUAUUUGACUUUCUUCAUAUGGAAUUAGUUUCUUAUAUACACCAGUCUUGUUCGAAAGAAGAGAAUUCGAAGGAUAUCAGUAUUUCUAGAUUAGAAUCCAUCGGUUUCAGAGUUGGUCAGAGUUUGAUUGAAAGAUUCACCAAAGACAGUGCUAGAUUUAAAGAUGAAUUAGAUACUAUGAAAUUUAUAUGUAAAGAAUUUUGGAAUGCUAUUUAUAAAAAACAAGUUGAUAAUUUGAGAACAAAUCACCAGGGUGUUUAUGUUUUACAAGAUAACAGAUUCAAAUUUUUAACACAAAUAUCUAAUGGAAAACAAUAUAUGGAAUCAGCUCCAAAGUAUUUAGCCUUUCCCUGUGGUUUAUUAAGAGGGGCGUUAUCUAACCUAGGUGUUAAUUGUAUAGUCACUGCAGAAGUUAGCGCUAUGCCAGCCUGUAAGUUUCAAAUACAGAUUCAGAGAGCAUAAUAAGAAAAUUGAGUUUUAAAAAAAUGUGCAACUAUCAUCAAGGGAAUUGGGUUUGAAAAUGUGUUGUGACAGCCAAGAUAUGUAUUGAGCAAUUUUAUGAACAAUUUUGACAAUGCUGAUAGUGGAGGUUUACUUUUGUGACAUAAGAAACAUUAUUUGCUGUCAAAUAUUAACAUUUAAGAAAAAUAUUUUCUCCUAAUUUAUUUUGACAUUGUUCAUGAACUGUUCAUGUUCGUAAGUGAACAUUUUUGAUUACAAUGGUAUAUGCUUUUUUCUGUAUGCUAGAACAACAUUUUGUUGCAUUGUGUACUGUUCAUGUUUGUAAGUGAACAAAUAUCCUUUCUGGAGGUACUAAUUUUGUGUAUAUUGGUAUACACUUUUUUCUGUAUGCUUGAAUGACAUUUUGUUGCAUCAUUAAAUGAGGAAAUUUUUAUUUAGAAAGGGAAGAUGUGAAUUGUUAUUUUAUUUUAUUAAAUUAUGAGAUAGUAUUGUUAAAUUAUUUUGUACAGAUUUAGUAGGUUGUAUAUAUUGUAUUAUAAUAAACAAAUGUAAUGAAAUUU